CCACUAUGGAGAACAGGAUGGAUGUACCUUAGAAAUCUAUACAUAGAACUACCAUAUGACCCAGCAAUCCCACUCUUGGGCAUACAUCCAGACGAAACUUUCCUUGAAAAAGACACAUGCACCUGCCCUGAGAUUGUCUAGUCAGCCAUGUCCUCUUCAAAUGGGGAGUUUGAUUCUUCUCUCCCAGUUUGUCUGUUUUUCUUGCUUUUGGAAGCAGCUGGGUUUCUUGGGGCUGCUGUGCAGGGGGAGCAGACUUGCUGGGUCAUGCCCACUCCAGGGAAAGGCUGGGGCCAGAGUUGGGACCUGCCAAACUUCCAUCCAAAGGGAACACAGAUGUGGCAUCGUGUCACCUGCAACACAGGGCUGGUCCUUUUCUGCAGUGAUCGUGGUGUGGCUGACUCCCCAGAUGGGAAGAGAUGGUGCCACUGUAUGGGCACUACAGGACCAGAUUACACAGCCGUGGCAGCCAGCAAGUGAGGGGCCUGGACUCAGUCCAGGAGCUGGUGGAGUUCAAGCUAGAGAGAGAUACAGAGACAGAGAGACAGAUGGACAGAGAGAGGCAUGAACAGAAGAUGUGGUGGCAGAGGAGGUCCUCUUUUGUGACUCUGUCCCUUUGCAGUGUGACCUGGGGUGGGACUUAUACUGAGCAGCUAUAACAGAGCUCUGGACACAGAUCGAGUUCCCACUACUCACCCAUCCCAGCUGGGUCUCAGCACUCCUGAGGCAUCAGGUUUAGGACGCCUCCUGGGGCCACAGCAGGUGUCAUCCAGUACCUGGUAGGGGCAAGUAGUGCAGUUCCUUUGAUUUUCAUUGGCACUUUCAACUCUGUAGGGAUCAGAAAAUCCGAAGUGGAUGAUGAUCACACAUGGCAGUGAAGUGGAUGUAUCUUUGUAGCAUCCCCUCAGGACUCUCCAGCCUGGGCCAGUCUGGGAACAGUCAGAAGAGUGGAGCUUUGGCCAGCCUCCCAGUGCUGGUCAUUGGCAGGGCAGAACAUGCAGAGGGAUGGAGAGCCUAGUGCCUCUGCAGGGACCGGGUAGGGUGGAAGGGGGCCAGGCACUCUGGUUGCCUGGCCCCACAGGCUUCGGGGACCUGCUUGUCACUGAAAAAUCACGUGUCCUGAAGAGGCCCCAAGACUCCCCUCACUCUCUCCAGAAUUUCAUGGCAUCUGGUGGCCUGGUGGGCAUCACUUGGUGCACAUCCAUCUGGCCAAGACCGCAAAUGGAUUUCUGCCAACAACAAGGCUCCCACUGCAUUCAGCGAGCUCAGUGAAAACUAGCAGCGAGGCCACAUCCACUGGACCCCUGGGCAAAACACUCGAGCUUCAGGUGAGCAGGUGGUUCCCUGCCUCCACUAUGGCUCAUGGGGAGUUUUCAUCCACCACCAGGCCCCCAAGUUGUGUGCUCAUCUGCAUGAUCAUGGACUCCAGGCUUUUUGGAAGGACCAGCUCCUGGGCCCUCUUCAGAACUGUUCUCCUGCCACUGACUCAGCCUAUUCUGCAUCCAGCCCCAUGAGUUGAUGACCCACUCAUGGACCUGCAGUGUCCCUUGUCACCUGGUUCAACCACACUGAAUCCACUCUUCUCCUGAAAUCCACUUGAGCUGCAUCCCACAUGCCUUGGGGGACCCCAUCUGACACCCUUAGGGGAAGAGGCAGUGAGUUGAUGCUCCAGGAUCCCCAGCCACUCAAGCCUUGGGAGCUGGGCAACCACUCCUGCUGACCCAUGCGGGACUGAACUUCCCUCAUGUGGUCACCAUAUCCAAGCCCCGGCAGCCAGGAGGAGGAGAGGCGCACCUCCAACAGCGAGAGCUCAGAAAGGUGAGCAAGAGAGGCACCCUCAUCCCUAAUGGGCACCUUGGGCACAGAGGCCACUUGGCAGGUGACCCCCUUCCCCAUGAGCUGUGGCUGAGCUGACACCAACACUGGAGCACAGAAGGUGAGCCGGGGGAUGCAGCCCCUCAGGGAGCCGAGGGGUGCCAGCUGCAGCCACAGCGCCCAGGCUCAUGAAGGAGGCCAAGGUCAGAGCUUAGAUUUCUGGAGUGGGUAAGGGGGGUAGGUGAGAGGAAAAUGAAGAUGAGGAUAAAUGGAGGUGGGAGGAUGGGGGCAGGAGGAGGUGGUGCAGGGGAGGAGGAAAGAUGAACAGUGAAGGAACAGGGCAAAAAGGAUGAGCAGGAAGAGGACCAGCAUAGAAAGGGGGAGCAGGAGGACAGGAGGCCAAGACCAACCCAAGCCAGUUCCUUGAGAGUCAUGUUGGGGUCCCUGUAGAUAUUUUACUUGAGUGGUCCCUUGGUUUGAUGCUCAGAUCUGGGGAACCUCAAGGUACUGAUUGAGGCCUGUGUGGGAAAUCACUGGCCUGAUUCAAGACUAACCACAAGAGCUUACUCUUCACAUCAGUACCCUCUUGACGCUACUAACAAGCAGUAGGAGAGGAGGAGUGAAGGAAGAUCAGGGUUCAGGGACUGCUGGUUGUGAGGGUCCAGGUGCCCAGUUCCACUGCAUCCCGGCCACCCUCCCCUGCGUGGAGAGACGACCCUCCCCCUAAGGAAAGUCAAAUUUCAGGCCAACGGUUCAGGGCUGCUCCUGGCCAAUGGGUGGGCUCCACUGUGGGUGGAAUGGCAGUGACCCCAGAGUUCUGUCUGUUGCCUGGCACCCACUCUGCUUCCUGUGCCCAGGCAGUUGGAGGCCCUUGUGGUUGCUGACCUGCUCUGAUGCUCGCUCACCUGCCCACCCUGCUCUGACCCACCUGAACCCCACACCUUCCUGGGUGACUUAUUAUCAUUUUGAGAGGAGAGGCCCAUAUCCAACAGUGAGAGUCAGAAAGGCAGUUGGAGGCCCUUGUGGUCUCUGACCUGCUCUGACACUCGCCUGCCUUCCCUGAUCUGACCCACCGACCUGAACCUGGGUCCAUUUAUACAGCAGAGACAAGCUCUAACAGCAAGAGGCCAGAAAGGCUACUGGACUCCCUCAGAGUUGCUGAUCUGCUCUGACACUCACUCGCCUGCCCACCCUGCUCUGACCCACCUGAUCCUCACACCCGCUUGGUUACCUUUUCACCAUUUUGAGAGGAGAGGCCCAAGUCCAACAGUGAGAGUCAGAAAGGCAGUUGGAGGCCCUCGUGGUCACUGACCUGCUCUGACGCCUGCUCAUCUGUCUGCCCAACAUUCUCUGGCCCACCUGAUCCCCCACCCGACUGGAUACCUUGUUACAAUUUUGAAAGGAGAGGCCCACAUCCAACAGUAAGUGAGAAAGGCAGUUGGAGGCCCUUGUGGUCACUGACCUGCUCUGACGCUCACUCACCUGCCUGCCCUGCUCUGACCCACCUGAUCCCCACACCCGCCUGGUUACCUCGUUACCAUCUUGAGGAGAGGCCCACAUCCAAAAGUGAAAAUCAGAAAGGCAGUUGGAGGCCCUGUGGUCUCCGACCUGCUCUGACGCUCGCCCAUUUCUCCACCUCUCCCACCCCAUCCCUGGGUGCAUUUCUACCAAAGAGGCACAGCUCCAGCAGCGAGAGGUCACAAAACAUCAAACAUGGUGAAGCUGGAGACUCUGCUGGCCCUGGAACGAGCAGAAAUAGUGGCCAAGUAUGAGCAGGGGCACCAGUCAGGGUCUCCAGCGGACCCGGACCCAUGGGAUGAUUCUGACCUCUCGUGCUACAAGGUCACCUACAGAUGGGAACAGCCUGGCCUCAGCACCCAGGGCCUCAGCAUCCAUGGCCUCAGCACCCACAAGGCGAGGAUGCGCCGGCGGGUCUACAAGGGGAUCCCCCCACAGGUGAGAGGACAGGCGUGGUCUCUGCUCUUGGAUCUGGAGAAGGUGAAGGUGGAGAACCAAGGGAAAUACCAGAGAAUGAAGGAGCAGGCCAGGCUCUACUCUCGGGACAUCAAAUAUAUUGACAUGGACGUGAGCCGCACCUUCCAAAACAAUAUUAUGUUCCAGGAGCGGUACGGCAUCAAGCAGCAAGCCCUCUUCAAUGUGCUCACAGCUUACUCUGUCUACAACACAGAGGUGGGCUACUGCCAUGGCAUGAACCAGAUUGUCGCCAUCCUGCUCAUGUUUCUUAAUGAGGAGGAUGCUUUCUGGGCACUGGCCCAACUGAUGGACAACAAAAGACAUGCCAUGCAUGGCUUCUUCAUUCUGGAGUUCCCGAAACUUCAGAGAUUGCAGGCCCAUCAUGAUAAGAUUCUGGAGAGGACUCUUCCCAAGCUGAAGAGGCACCUGGACAAGGAAUACAUGUACACAGAAAUUUAUACUAAGCUGUGGUUCCAACAUUGCUUUAUUGACCAGACACCUUUCUCACUCACACUAAGACUAUGGGAUGUAUACAUCCUGGAGGGGGAGCGAAUGCUCACAGCCAUGGCCUAUACAAUCAUCAAGCUGCACAGAAAACACCUCCUGAAGCUGCCCCUGCAAGGCCUGUAUGAGUUUCUUCAGGACAAGAUCUCCGGGCCCUGGGCCCUAGAGGAUGAUGCAGUGAUCAAAAAGCUACAGGCAUCAAUGGCUGAACUGCACAGGAAGAAUUGGGACCUACCUCCCCCAGCAAAACCUGAGGAGUUCCCCACAAGGACCCUGGGCCUGGAGCGGUCAUCCCUGGAACCCAAGCCUUGCCCAACCAUUAUAAGCAUUAAGGAACUCUCUGGAGAGGACGGGCCUGACCUCCCUGGCCCACCUGCUAAGCACCAGCAGCCCGGACUCUCACACGGCCAGGCCUGCCUAAAGGCUGAGGGACACCAGCAAGAGCGGGCCAUGGCACCACAACUCCGUUGGAGGGCCCGAGAGCCACCACGUCUGGCCUGCCCGUUUCCACCCCUGGACAUACCUCAGGACCGGAUGUGGCCGUGGAGAUGGGCUUCUCUUCCCAACAUCCCCAGGAACUAUGAGUGUCCCCUCAAGUGGCCAAUUGAUAUAGGAUUCGAGCCCGAGUGUUGGGACCUUUGCCCCUCAGCACGGGCCAAGGUCGCCCUCAGGGCCACAUUGCAGGCCUAGCCCUGCAGUCCCACAAAGGCCUCAGCCACAGGUCCUGCCCAGGCCCACUGAACACGCAGCCACGGGGCCCAGGACACCCCUCCUGACCCAUAGCAAGUGCAGCCAAUGCCCCUCCCAGGGCCGUGAUCAGCACGGCCAAGAUAGGAUACGUGAUUUCAAUUUCAUUACAAUUUGUAACGCUACUCCAUCGUUUUGCAAAUGACCCUCUGACAUUAUCUAUGACAUAAAGGGCAUUUGUGAUGAAGUUUUUGACAAAAAUCCAGUGACUUCUAGGAUUUGUCUUUCAAAUGACAUGCAUCUAGCCACUUGUAGCAUGAAAUUAUUGAAUCCCAAAUCCCAGUGUCCACCACAGGGUGGCAGAAUUCAUCUUCUGCCUCAGUCAUCAGGCUGCAAGUAUUCAUGGAGCAGACACUUCCAAAAACAUCUAAGCAUUCCUAUUAAGGAGCUCUAAUGGCACUGUACCAGUAAUUUCCCACUAUGAAUCUCCUAGAGCUAGUUUCAUUUCUUUUUUGUUACUAUGAUGCAAAAAUGGUAGUGGUGAAUUUGGUAGGGUUUGCAGCAUGUCUCUAAUGACCUUAGACCAUGUUAUUUCCAGAAACUGGCCUAAUUACUUCAAACCCUUUAGUUUGGCUAAACAGAAGAGUUCUAUUUGGCUAAUUCUAUUUACCACAGCUUGCCUAGUCUCCCAAGCUUCUCCCUUUGAGACAAAAACUAUUAUGAUGUUGUCAAUAUAAUGAAUUAACUUACUUUAGGUAUGGUAAUACAUAAGUCUUUUUUAAAAAGUAUGACAGUAUGCUAAAUCUAUAUCUUUGGGGGAAAAUAGUAAACCUAUACUGUAUUCUUUUGCAUAGAAAAGUAAACUAUGCCUGACGGUU
Sus scrofa (pig) is the source of this 5855-nucleotide messenger RNA. The record is from RefSeq and is a predicted model, not a curated record. Lineage: Eukaryota; Metazoa; Chordata; Mammalia; Artiodactyla; Suidae.